UUCUAUAUAUACCUGUUAAAAUUGGAAUAAGAUAGCGAGCAAGUGGAAGUGCAAUCAUAAGAAAUAUGACUGGUUCCUCAGCGUUGAUGGCCAUUGGCCAUAUUUUAAUGUGCUACACCCUGUUUUUCUCUUUCCAUGCGAAUAAGGCAUUUGGUUAUGGUGCUACUGUAGUGGAAAGUAACAAGUCCCACGCCCCUCCCUCCUGUUCAGGUACUACAACAGGUUUGCGGGUGGUCCAUAAAUACGGACCCUGCUCCCCAUCUGGCCUAAAGAAAACAUCCGCCGUGGCAAGCCAGAUUCUGGUCCAAGAUAAUCUCAGGGUUCGUGCUAUGAAUUCCAGGUUACACAAUAGGCGUACAAUUGGUUUGGAAGGGGAAGGGACGACAGACACUUAUCUUCAAAACGACUUACCAGGUGCCGGUAAUUUUUUGGUGAGCGUUGGUUUUGGCACACCUCUACAAUCUUUUAAUUUGGCUUUGGACACGGGGAGUUACGUAACCUGGGUACAGUGCGAACCUUGUACGGAGUCUCCCUGUCCACAACAGCAGAACGCGUCGCUGUAUUAUCCUUCUUUUUCCUCAACUUACUCUAACGCCCCAUGUUCGCCAUGGUGUAAUUACACACAAACGUACUUGGACGAAUCCAAGUCCGGCGGAGUUUUUGUCCUUGAUACGGUUUCCAUAGGGCAGGAUUACCAAAUUCCUGAAUUUAUUUUCCUAUGCGCGGUACCGGAUAAGGAAACCGGGGAUUUUGGUGAAGCAGAUGGGAUACUAGGCCUAGGUCUGGCCAGCUCUGGCGAUGAAUUUGCAACCUAUUCCCUUGCAACCCAAACUGCAAAUUUGUUUGGAAGAGUAUUUUGUCAUUGUCUUCCCUCGUCAAGUAACUCAGGAUAUGUUUAUUUUGGUGAGAAAGCUCGUGAACAAUGUCCGUUUUCUGGUACUUACACACGGCUUCUAAGAAACCCGGCUUCUGGUGCCAACUAUUAUUUCGUAAAUCUUAUUGCCAUAACACUAGGCCAGAAAAAAGUGGAAGUGCCUUCGGGUAUAUUAUCAUCCCCAGGAACCAUUAUAGAUUCAGGAACUGUCAUUACUCAUCUUCCUUCCUCAGUCUAUUCGGAGCUGAGCCAGGAAUUCGAUAGAUUGAUGUCGGAGUUCCCUCCUGCUAAUCCUUCUGAUGAUGGAGUACUGAAAGCGUGCUACAACCUGGUGGAUCAGGACAAUCUGGCAAUACCCGAGAUGGUUCUACAUUUUGAAAACUUGGAUGUAAAUUUGGACCAAACAGCAGUUACCUGGAAAGGCAAUGACGAUAUGUCUCAAGUUUGCUUCGCGUUUGCUGCAAAAGAGAAUGAGGGGGACGUCACAAUCAUUGGUAAUCAUCAACAGCAGAAGCUCAACAUGCUCUUUAACAUCCCAGAUCAGAGGUUGGAAAUUGGACCUGGUAAGUGCUAACUUUUCAUGCUGCAGGAAUCUCAGCUGAUGAGAUGACAAUAUAAGACCCAAGUUCCUGCUCCUUCACUUUUCCAUGUCAUUGUGUUUAAUUGUAAACUUCUAUAUCCUGUUCCUUCACGUCGUUUUAAUCAAUCUUAAGAUUACAAUUGCAGAAUUGCAAAUGGAAUCAAUCUUUGUCCUUUUAAUCAGUCUUUAUGUUACAGUCUAGCAGAUAAAUAAACUGUGUGAUAGUAUUUUGAUUUUUAA
Molecule: messenger RNA, 1694 nt
Organism: Gossypium raimondii (Peruvian cotton)
Lineage: Eukaryota; Viridiplantae; Streptophyta; Magnoliopsida; Malvales; Malvaceae
Product: aspartyl protease family protein At5g10770
Exons: 2
Coding region: 66-1448 (460 amino acids)
Biological process (GO): proteolysis
Molecular function (GO): aspartic-type endopeptidase activity
Source: RefSeq, a predicted model, not a curated record